Messenger RNA from Penicillium antarcticum, 390 nucleotides. RefSeq names its product putative C2H2 finger domain protein. Lineage: Eukaryota; Fungi; Ascomycota; Eurotiomycetes; Eurotiales; Aspergillaceae. The record is from RefSeq and is a predicted model, not a curated record. Bases 1 to 390 code for a protein of 129 amino acids. The transcript has a single exon.
AUGGCGACCAUGGGCCCCGGUGCCACGUCCAACAACCCGCAUCUCCACCACUGGAAGUGCUGGUUCUGUGAGAACUGCUUCGUCGGAUUCUCGGGCAUUCUUCACCACUGGGAAGAAGGCAGGUGCGUCAAGUACGGCCGCAUCAGGGAGCUCGUCUUUGAGACUCCUGAAUACGCCUGGUGCGCCAACAAGAUCACUGAUCAAUUUCCCUUUUUUUGCUACACAUGCGGGGUCUAUUUCCAGCAGAUCUCCCAGGUAUACUACCAUGUUGAGAGGAGCAAUGAAUGCCAGCACCUCCUUCACCCUGACCAUUGCUUGGGCGCCUUGCAAAAAUUUAUCCUCGACUACUACCAUGCGUACGGUACGGAUACCGUCGACGACUUGAUGUGA